GUUUCAUCAAUGUAUUAUACGUGGUCAUAUUACUUAUAAUACUGCGUAUAUGUACUUGUUGCAACUGUUACUAAUAUAGCCGAUUAACAGCAAUAUGAAAUUAUUGCGGGCCGCCAACUGCAGCUGCUUCGGAAGUUCUAUUUCCAUGGCAUGGUACUACGUACGCGUACAGUGUAGCAUGUAUGCGAUUCAUACGUGCCCAUCGGUAUCUGGUAAAACCUGGUAACAUUCGCAGAUUAGAAAACAUUUGUAGGCGCUCCGCGCGUAAAAAGAGCCAAUUCACAUUAAGUAUUAUUAAGUAUCGCUGCUUGUGAUGAUAUUUCAUUAUGAACGUAUCUACGGAGUCGAACCGCCGCAGUCGAUUUCGUUCUGAAGUUCUCAUCGAAAAAUGGUCAUCUUUAAAGAUGAAUGUCUCAUGACAAAAAGGAACGAUCGAUCAACCGUCUCCUUUAUUCCAUCCGUUCUCUACUUUGACCUUUGCUCACACAUACUUAUGUAUGUAUAUACGUAUAGUAUAGAUGUUUGCAAUGAUAACAGUUCUCCGAGUGAACUUAGCGUUCCUGUUCUGCCGGAUACAAAUUGGGGGCCGAACAGCGGGAGAGAAUCCAUCAGCACCGAAAUACGACCUUUCAAAGUCGACGUGCCGGCAUCGGUGAUAGAUGAUUUGAAAUAUCGUCUCGCGCAUAGAAGACCGUAUGUACCACCGUUGGAGGAUGAAGCAUGGAAUUACGGUAUUUCUAGCAAGUACCUCGACACGGUACUCGAUUACUGGAAAGACAAGUACAAUUGGACCGAGAGACAAGCUGUGCUGAACAAAUAUCCUCAAUUCGUCACAAAUAUUCAAGGUCUGGACAUACAUUUUUAUCACGUGAAACCGACAAAUCUGCCGAACGAGAAAAAGUUGAAAGUACUGCCUUUACUGAUGCUACACGGAUGGCCUGGAUCCGUGGUGGAAUUCCAAAAAAUUAUACCCAUGCUGAGGAAACCGUGGCCUAAUCAGAAUUUUGUGUUCGAAAUUAUUGCGCCGUCGCUUCCUGGCUACGGAUUCUCGCAAGCAGCGGUACGAGCAGGCAUGGGUGGCGCUCAGAUUGCGGUCGUAUUCAAAAACUUGAUGCACAGACUCGGCUUUGAAAAGUUUUAUGUUCAAGGAGGAGAUUGGGGAUCUCUUAUCGGUGCUAACAUGGCUGCCCUUUACCCGGACAAAGUAACCGGCUUACAUUUGAACAUGUGCACCUCCUCGACGUUGAAAACUCUUUUCUGGACGAUCCUCGGUUCCUAUUUCCCGUCAUUGAUAGGGGUAACUAACGAGAACUACUCGAUGUAUUUGCCCGCCAGCACCGUGCUGUCGACACUGAUCGAAGAGACCGGUUACUUCCAUUUGCAAGCUACGAAGCCGGACACCAUAGGUGCUGCAUUGACGUCGUCGCCCGAUGCUCUGGCGGCGUAUCUCCUGGAAAAGUUCAGUACCUGGACGAACGUCGAGUACAGGCGACGAGACGACGGCGGAAUAUUAGAAAAAUUUACGUUGGACGAACUUUUGGAUAAUAUAAUGGUAUACUGGGUCACCAACAGCAUCACAACGAGCGCCCGACUGUACGCCGAAACCAUGUCUUCGGCUUACAGGAGUUUGAAGAUUGAACAAUUGCCUGUAAAAGUGCCUACAGCAUGCGCAGCAUUCCCAAACGAACUGCUCGUACAAACGAAGAGCUUGCUGAAAGAUAGAUAUCCAAAUAUGAUUCAGUACAACGUGAUGCCGCGCGGUGGACAUUUCGCAGCUUUCGAAGAACCCAGACUGUUGGCCGAUGACGUUUACAGUUUCGUGAAAAGAACGGAAGAACUCGGAAGGAAACCAAACUCGGAGCUUUGACGAAACAACCGGUUAACUGUGUUAUUAUAUUUUUGUAAAUCUCUGUGGUGAAUCUUUUAUACUUUCCGCAGUUAAUAGGAAUAAAAAUGGUGAUAUUGGAAGCCGCUCGUAGAGCAGUUUGUGUGUUGUCAUGCGCGCGUACGACAAUAUAAAUGUACCAUCAUCGUGAGUUACACAGUGCAUAUGUUAGGAAAACAGAAAGUUUUAACAAUAAAUUUCACAUCUUAUUUGA
Ceratina calcarata is the source of this 2099-nucleotide messenger RNA. RefSeq names its product juvenile hormone epoxide hydrolase 1. The record is from RefSeq and is a predicted model, not a curated record. Gene Ontology annotation, biological process: epoxide metabolic process. NCBI's taxonomy places the organism in Eukaryota, Metazoa, Arthropoda, Insecta, Hymenoptera, Apidae. Gene Ontology annotation, molecular function: epoxide hydrolase activity. Bases 389 to 1867 code for a protein of 492 amino acids. The transcript has 8 exons.